ACAGGGGUGGGAUUAGGCAGUGAUGUCAUAACAUGGCGGAGCUGUGUAGUCCACCGGGCACUUAGUGGGCCAAGGUUUAAUAUACUUUAACAUAAAUAUAAUACGCUGAAAAAAGAAAGACAGCGUCGGUCUAUGUGCUUUUAUCUGGCUGUGAAUAAAUUAGACUAACAAAAGAUAGCAGCUUAACGUGAGGUGGCGCUGAUUGGACUGUCCUGCCCACGGAGAGCUGGAAGCUUCCACAAGCCGGAAGAACACCGCUUGCGAGGAGGGGAUGGAGGUAGACUGCCAGGCUGAGGAGUCCAUGGUCUCUGCUUUUGAUGAAGAGUCUGUUGAGCUCGGAGAUGUCAAGGACAUGAGACUAGAGGCUGAAGCAGUGGUCAACGACGUCCUCUUUGCUGUGUCUGAAAUGCACGUGUCACAAAGUCUCAACAGCGCGUCCGACGUGGCCUACAUAAAUGUGGAAACAAGAGAGGGAAACCGUUACUGUCUGGAGCUCACCGAGGCUGGGCUGAGGGUGGUGGGCUACGCAUUUGAUCAAGUGGACGAGAAUUUGACGACUCAGUAUCACGAGACUGUUUACUCGCUCCUAGACACGCUCAGUCCGGGUUACAGAGAAGCCUUUGGGAAUGCUUUGCUCCAGCGGCUGGAGAGGCUGAAACAAAACGGACAAUGAAAAGGACCAAGAUGCUGCAUACAUUGUACACGUGACACGGGGGUUGAUGAUGACGGCAGUGUUUGAGUAUGAGCCAACACUAAGUUUGUUCAUAUACUUUAUCCGGUUAUGUGAUAUCCAACUGCUUAGCUCCCAUUCAAUAAGGGAUACCCAACUACGACUGCUUUUGUUCUAAGUUUCAUGCCAUUGAAUUACUUCAUGUUAUUUCCUUAGGUUUAGUGGCUGGUAUGGGCUGGCUGUAUAGGGCUCUGUGGCGAUAGUGUUGUUGACUUUACUGUGGAAAGACUGCAGCUUUUGUGUUUUCAAAAAAUCUGUAACGCCACACAUUGUUUAAGAAUUCUGCAAAGUUUGUGGUCCUUUGAAAUGUCAAGAGACAGAAGCAGCGAGCUACGUUAAUACCGGUCCUGUUUACCCCCCGUGCCCUGCUUGCACUAAACCUGUGACCUGAUGCUCAGAUAUGCUCAACUAGCUUUUAUUCAGCUGUGAAAGUGCUGAAACUGUUUUUGUUCCAAGCAUAUACUGCCUUAAUCUCAUUUUCCAUAUAUAUAUAUAUAUCUAACUAGGUCAGGGACAGCACUUAUUUUAACAGCUCUAACUACAUUGUAAUUUGAGUAUCUACUAACUCAUCAAGUUGUGUUUUAUUAUUCUGCUUUGGGGGUUUUUCUUGCAUACUGCACAAUUCAUUGCAUUUCAGACUUAGCUGUAAAAGUGAAAGGCUUGAAGAUAUUUCGCUGUUCAAACCUUUUGGUCUUUUUAUCAAACUGCACAGCCUGUGUUAACGCUCAGCGAGGAUUUCCAGAGCUGCUUUAAAACGCUGGUUUUCUCUGCAUGUGACCUGGUUAAACUUCUUCAUCAGUAUUAUCAAAUCUACAGACUCUUUACAUCUGUGCAUUCAUACUGUCAUUCCUUGCUUCUGGCCUUUGUUCAGACCAAUAAAAUUUCUGAAGUAUGCAGUUUUUGAGUUUGUCUCAUGACCAGCAGUUUAUAGAUUUAGUUUUUUCUAUUUUUACAUUUAUUUUACAAUAGAACUGUGCAAAACUCUUGAGUCACCCCUUUCUUCUUUAUACUGUGCUUCCAAGGAGACAGACUUUCUUCCUUUUUUUAAAGUGGUCUUGUACAAUAGUUCUCAAGGCUCCAGGCAAGUUUUUCUUUACAUUGGCUGCUUUUUCCCCUCAUUUUUAAUCUGGUCCUUUUACUUGACCAUUUUCAGAGGGAUUAUUUAAAAUUAUUUAUUCUUUUACGCAUGAGUCAUUCAACCAUAAAAAGGCAACUAACUACCCCAACAGACAUUGGCAAAGAACCAAAUUUAAAUUGUAUCUUUAUGGACUUUGUUACUUACAGCCUGUCAGAAAAACACAUAAUUUGCUUUGCCAGACAUGAGUGAGGGUUUUUGCACCAACAAGGUAAUUCCCAAGGAGCUAGUGGGAAACUUCGCACAUCUCUGCCUUGUCAUGGUUUUCAGUUUUAAAGCCAGCAUAAAAACCUUUAUCCGGGCAGUCAUUUUUUUAUAGAUCCAAUUAAAAACAUCCAACCACUCAAAAAGAUGGUUUAAUUUUCUGUUUCAAAAACAGAACAGUAAAACAACAUUGAUUAUCUUGUUAAUAGUAUUACAACUUCACUGUGUACGACUCUGGAUACUGUAGCUUCUCUGAAAAAGGCCCAAAUCAGAAGUACUUGAAUCCCUGGUAAAACUCAGAAACACGCACCUUAAAGCAAAUAACUCGUAAGGUGGAGAGGAACUCAGUGCAGCGUUCAAUACUGCUGAACAUAACAUUUUAUUACAGCUAUCAGAGCCUGUGUUAUCUAUAUAACAUGCUCCAAUUGGUUCUUGUAAAUCGAAAAUUCUCUUCACACACAAAGGUUAAUUAUGGAGUUGCACAGGGUAAUAUGGGGAGAAGAUACAAGGAGACACAAGGAGAGUCUCCCCUGGAUGGGCAUCAGCCCAGCAGCAGGAGCAGCAUCUGCUCCUUUGAGUGAGGUUGAACAGAAGCUCUGCCAGAGCCCUACAAAAUGACCCAGAGCAGGAUACUCACAAACAUGUUUUUCACCACUGUCAAAAUCAGACUGUUGAGUCAAUACCUUUCUAUAGCCCUAUCCAGCUCUCUUCAUUUAAUGGCAUGUCCCUUGGUAUCUUUUCCACACUCUUCCAAAUGUGCCAACCAGGAGAAGCUUAACUUGACGUGUAACCUGCGAGGGCUGCAGAUAUGGUCUAAUGUUAUCAGCAAUGACAAGGACAUGGGGGGGGGGGAAGCAAAACUAGAAAAUUUGUCAAGAGGAAUCAGGAGAGAGCGAUGACCUGUGGCUGCCACUGGCUGGCUCCCUUCUUGAAGGUGGUCUUGUUGCCUCGGCAGUGCACCUUUUGUCACUUUCAUUUGUACCAAGGCAGGUGAAAUGGAGUCACAACAGUUUACAUUUCCUUACUGCACAGACUGAUAUCUCGGAAGUUUAACUGCAUUAAACUGUGAUGAUUGAGCUUCCCCUUAUUGGUUUUUUAUUAGUGUAGUUUCAUUCCUCAUUUGAAGAAUGUGUUUUCCGAGCUGCCUGAUUAGACCUGAUGACACCAAAAAAGGUUGAGCCAAAAGAAAUAAAAGGAAAUAAAUAAAAGCAAUUGCCUCGUACCAGUCUGACUAUAUAACUUUAUUAUACAAGUUGUUAUGGAAGUUCCCCGACGGGUAACCAGAUGCCUGAACUACAAAACAGGUUUUUUUCUUAUCCAGAAGUCUGGCUCACUUCUUGUUUUGCCAUGGCAACUUAUUCUGCAGAGCAGGGUAGUUUCUCAGAAUAGCGAUCAGCAGGUAUGAAAUCACCACCUAAUGAUGCCAGAAAACAGCAUCACCAUUCCUUGAAGAUUCCUCCUCAGGCCUGCGUGCAGAUUAUGAGGGCUGAAAGUUUUUCAGUAGUGUGUCAUGUCAGCGUUUCUGUGACUAUUCCUUGCUGUUGUUUUGGUUUUUGUCCCCCCCUCUGUUGGCUGCAAAAAACAAAUUCUAUAAAGUCCCAAUACAUUAUAAAACCUGCUGCCUUAUUUGUACUUUGACUGCGAACACUUUUAUAUUUACUCUAACUCAGAGCAUUAUAUUAAAAAAAUAAAAUUAAAAAAAAAA
Molecule: messenger RNA, 3774 nt
Organism: Haplochromis burtoni (Burton's mouthbrooder)
Lineage: Eukaryota; Metazoa; Chordata; Actinopteri; Cichliformes; Cichlidae
Gene: gskip
Product: gsk3b interacting protein
Exons: 3
Coding region: 272-673 (133 amino acids)
Biological process (GO): regulation of canonical Wnt signaling pathway
Cellular component (GO): cytoplasm
Molecular function (GO): kinase regulator activity; protein kinase A binding
Source: RefSeq, a predicted model, not a curated record